Messenger RNA from Dimorphilus gyrociliatus, 447 nucleotides. Lineage: Eukaryota; Metazoa; Annelida; Polychaeta; Dinophilidae. The record is from the annotation of a GenBank genome assembly.
ACUAAAUAUUUCUGUUGAGUAUUCAAGAUGUUUAAUGUCGCUCUCGCAAGUUCUGGAGCUCAAGUAAGUCUCGCUUCAUCAAGCGACGAGAAACAUCAGCCAGAUUGUAUUAUAGAUGGAUCUCCAAACUCAUUUUGGGCAUCAACUGGUCUCUUUCCACAAGAACUCGUUGUGAGUUUCCAAGGAUUGAUGAGUGUUAGCUCAAUUAAAAUUGAUUGCAGUAGCGUUAAACACUUUCGAAUCGAGAGAAGUGUUAGUAACGACCCGAUAGAUUUUGAACCACUACAUGAAAGAGAAUUGGACAACGCUAAUGACCUAAUUCAGACAGAAGAUCUGCCAGUGUCGAGUGGUUCAGCAAAACAUAUAAAGUUUAUCUUCGAUUCUGGCUAUGAUCACUUUAUAAGUGUGCAUAAUAUUCAAGUCAUCGGUUCAGCCGUCCACAGCUAA